AACAUCUGUAGGGCAAAUGGUGAAAUAUGAGUAAUUCGCUCGGCAUCUUCAAACAUUGCAUUUCUUGGUAAGCAUUUUGGGAGUGUCUUUCUCCCUAUAUCUGUGGCGGUAGUCGUUACGUUCGCUCUUCGAUAGAGUAUACACUACCUUAUUCUAUUCUUGUUCAUCUUUGUUGUUCGCACUUGGACAGACUAAACACGAUGAAAGAGGAAUCGCCACUUGGUAACCAGGUACAUCCUCCGGUUCUCGACCUAGAAGAUGAAUCAGAAGAAGCUCGAUGGGAAAGGAAAGGAAGAGAAAGACCCGAAAAAUUCAAGACUACAGCUCAAGAAGUUGGGUUUAUAUUCGCGGUCGUCAUGGCACAACUCAUGUCUGAGUUCUACGUUUCUGGAUUCAUCGUUCUUAUCCCAACACUAGCAAAGGAACUGGACAUACCACCAGAGUCAACAACAUGGCCAGCAGGUGCUUUCUCGUUGGUAGUCUCAACCUUUCUACUACCACUUGGACGAAUUGCCGACAUGUACGGAGCCUACCCUGUUUACGUAGGCGGCAUCAUCUGGACGGUAGUAUGGUCAAUCAUCGCUGGAUUUUCAACCAACGAGAUCAUGCUGGACGUCUGCCGUGCAUUCCAGGGCUUCGGACCAGCUGCGUUCUUGCCAGCUAGCAUGGCGUUGCUCGGCAGUAUCUAUCGCCCAGGACCUAGGAAGAAUCUUGUUUUCUCAAUCUAUGGCGCAAUGGCACCUCUCGGUUUCUUCGCAGGCAUCUUCUUUGCUGGUAUAUCGGCUCAAUAUGCGAAUUGGAGAUGGUACUUCUGGAUUGGCGCUAUCAUCAGUGCGUUCAGCGGCCUGGCUGGAUUCAUGACAAUCCCUUCAGAUGUUGCUGAGAGACGCGCGAUGAACAUCAAGAUGGACUGGCUCGGCACUUUCACCAUCUCGGUCGGUAUUGUUUUGGUCGUCUUCGCCUUGACGGGAAGUUCUGGAGCUCCACACGAAUGGGCGACCGACUACAUCAUCGCGACCAUGGUCAUUGGCGUGGUCUUCCUGUGUCUCUCAGUAUAUGUCGAGGGAUGGGUUGCUGAAGCACCGCUGCUCCCGCCGGAACUCUUCAAGAUCAAGUACAUGAAGCCCCUUGUGUUAGCAUUGCUGUUGACGUAUGGUGGUUGCGGAAUAUACCUGCUAUACGCCACCAACUACAUGUCAGAAAUCAUGGGAGGCUCGCCAAUGCAGCUUGUGGCCUGGUGGUCACCGGCAGCAGUGGGUGGUUGUAUCAUUGCGACCGUAGGCGGCUUCGUGCUACACUUGCUUCCAGGCACAAUACUCAUUGCCAUCGCCUCGGUUGCCUGGAUCAUAUCGCCAUUGUUGUUCGCUCUCGUACCUGUGGGCGGACAGAAUUUCUGGCCAUACGUGUUUCCAGCCAUGGUGUGCUGCACGAUUGGCAUUGACAUCACUUUCAAUGUCACCAACAUUUUCAUCACGACGAGUUUGCCUGCUCGUCAGCAGGGCUUAGCCGGUGCACUUAUCAACAGUCUGCUGCAAUUGGGUAUUGCAAUUGCCCUCGGUCUAGCAGACAUUACGGUGUCUCAGACAGCGGACCAGGGGGUAGCUCAGAAGUACAAGAAUGCGUUUUGGCUUGAGGUUGGGUUGGCAGGUGCUGCGCUUGUGGUCUUCCUUGGAUUCGUGAAACUCGACAAGGCGAAAAGCCAAGCGACAGCAGAUGAGAAAAGCGUGGUCCAGUCAUAGAGUUUGUUGAGGGUGUUGGAGAUGUUAAGAGAGCAAGAGAUGUGGUUUUAUAUAACGAUAUUUUUGAUACCCAUGUCGUGUUAGAUACUAGUAGAUAGUCUUGCAUGUGAAGAUGCGAUAAGAACAGAUUGGCGCAAUCUCAU
Molecule: messenger RNA, 1882 nt
Organism: Aureobasidium pullulans EXF-150
Lineage: Eukaryota; Fungi; Ascomycota; Dothideomycetes; Dothideales; Saccotheciaceae
Product: putative MFS multidrug transporter
Exons: 1
Coding region: 201-1739 (512 amino acids)
Biological process (GO): transmembrane transport
Cellular component (GO): membrane
Molecular function (GO): transmembrane transporter activity
Source: RefSeq, a predicted model, not a curated record